This is a messenger RNA of Akanthomyces muscarius, 1962 nucleotides long. RefSeq lists its product as uncharacterized. Gene Ontology annotation, molecular function: RNA polymerase II cis-regulatory region sequence-specific DNA binding; DNA-binding transcription factor activity, RNA polymerase II-specific. NCBI's taxonomy places the organism in Eukaryota, Fungi, Ascomycota, Sordariomycetes, Hypocreales, Cordycipitaceae. The transcript has 3 exons. The record is from RefSeq and is a predicted model, not a curated record. Bases 1 to 1962 code for a protein of 653 amino acids. Gene Ontology annotation, biological process: regulation of transcription by RNA polymerase II.
AUGGCCGCUGCCUUUCGGCCAGUGAAUCCUCUUAACCUCACCGACUCCCACGAGGACACAAGCACCAUGAUGACUUCAUCUCAAACCACACCCCGCCCUAGCACGGCACCUCAACCACACCCUGAAAUUUCGAACGACGAUGGAAAGACGCCAACGCGAGUCACUUUUGGUGUCUCUAACGAUGUCCACAACCAACGAAACGACCAACCUCAAUCAGAAAACGCCAACUCCUCCGCCACGACCUCGCCGAAUAGAGACUCGAUGGAUGUCGACAUGGAUGACUCCGAUAAUGAAACAGGUGUUGGGGAUGACAACGGCGGAUCUGACGGCGAAAGUGUAAAUGGCGAUGGAACCAAGUCCAAGAAGAAGAAGUCUCAACGCUUCUACUGCACCGACUAUCCUCCCUGCAACUUGAGCUUCACCAGAAGCGAACAUCUUGCUCGCCACAUUCGAAAACAUACUGGAGAACGCCCAUUUCAGUGCCACUGCUCACGACGCUUUUCUAGACUGGACAACCUUCGCCAGCAUGCUCAGACCGUACAUGUCAACGAAGACAUCCCCAUGGACUCUCUCGCCGCUACCGGUUCCAGAUUCCAGCGUCAAAUGCGCACUACCGACAGAGCCCGACACGCUGGCAACAGAGCCCGAGCAUCGACAAGUGGUAGCGCUGGGGGCCCUCCUCGCGGCCACUCCAAGUCACUGUCAACGUCGAGUAUUAACUCCAUCGGGUCGAUGGGCUCGUCCUACGGAAUGCCUAUGCACGCAGAUCGACGGCGGCCACCACCUCUGGUCAUGUCUGCAGACCCACGAUCCAGGAUGUCAGUCGAGUCGUACCGCAGCGGUGUUGAUAGCAACUACUCUUACAGACCACACUCGCCUAGCGAUUUCAGCACUCCGACAUCCGCCACGUUUUCUACCGCCCAAAGCAGUCCACGCUGGCCCUCUGGCAUGGGAUCCCCGACAACGAGCUCGGGACGCCGCUUGAGCGUGCCAUCUGGUGUUGCCCCCUUCCAAGCGCAUGGAACCCCGGCCGGUCGCCUCUCAUUUGGCCCAGCACUUGUGAACAGCUCAAAUGCCGGCGCAUUCUCUCCCCCGAACCACAACACUGUGCCUUCCCCAGCAGGACACGCUCCAGGAUGGUCUGGUCGCCGUGAUAGCACGUCUAGUAACAAUGCAGACGAUGGUUGGCGCAGACGUACUUGGCAUCCGGAAAGCCGCGCGUACAACGGUCAACAACCACCACUGACUGCACAGUCCGCUGUUCACCCAAAUCCUCCACCACCUAUGGCCACGCCGACGAACGCACAGUCCAAUUGGCGGCUCCCUGGAAUCGAAUCUUUCGACCCUCUUCCCCAGCGCCCGCCAACGCCGCCUCGUCGCACCCAUUCGCCGAUGGCUGUUGAUCCCGAGAGCUAUCAGCGCCGCAUGCCUAACGCGCACCUGGAUUCCAUUCCCGUGGACGAUCGCCGGAACUUGAACAGGUACGAUGCCAGUCUCCAGCGUGGUAUCAACCGGCUUGAUAUUGGCCAUCGUACUCCUCCAAGCGACAGCGCAGGCAGCUGGGCCUCUGAGGCGAACAAGGCAGUUCAAGCGCAGGCCGAGCGCGUCCACAAUCAUGUCCGCUUCGAGGAGCCCCCACGUGAGCGUUAUGGUCCACCUCCAUCGCGCUCUCUUCACCAGCAUACUAUGUCUGCUCCAUCGUUUGCUACAAGUCGGGAGGCUAAGCGCCACGGCUGGUACAAUGGUCCUGUUGCGGCCCAGAGGGAUAAUGCGCCAGCGCAAGACAGCAAGGUCGCGCAGGUCGACAAGAUGGUGCACCCCAACUUUACAGGCUUCUCUGGCUUCCCUGUGGCAGAGCAGCCGCCACCAGCACAGCAGCAGCAGGAGCAUCCUGCUAAUAGUCGCUUUGACGCUCUUGUUGCUGUUGCCACCAACGAGAGCUCCACUGCCACAGCCUAUUGA